Molecule: messenger RNA, 273 nt
Organism: Mya arenaria
Lineage: Eukaryota; Metazoa; Mollusca; Bivalvia; Myida; Myidae
Product: trichohyalin-like
Exons: 7
Coding region: 1-273 (90 amino acids)
Source: RefSeq, a predicted model, not a curated record
AUGCUUUUGGAUGAGGGUCCGGAAAGGGCGAUUAAAAGACUGAAGGAUACUAAUUUGAGGCAGGAAAAAACGAUUCAAGAUCUGAAGGAUGAAAAGUUGAGGCAGGAAGAAACGAUUAAAAAGCUGACGGAAGAUAAUUUGAGGCAGGAGAAAACGAUUCAAGAUCUGAAGGAUGAAAAAUUGAGGCAGGAAGAAACGAAUAAAAAGCUGACGGAAGAUAAUUUGAGGCAGGAAAAAUCGAUUCAAGAUCUAAAGGAUGAAAAUUUGAGGUGA